AUGCCGUCGCUUUUCUUGCUUCCGCAUUUGCUCCAGCAUAGUCGAAUAUAUAGCUCUCGGCAAGCCCUGAACAGAAGGCUGUCUGCUACGUCGCAUACCCAAGUGUGGCGCGUCUCGUCCGGUAGACGCACGACAGGAAGUCACAUUUUGCCAGAACGCCAGCGAAAGAGAUUAUGUGCGAGUCCAAUCGCUUCGACGUCGCCGGCUAGCGCGAAUCCGGGGACCUCGUACAAUGAACAUAAGCCCAAAACUCCUCCUCCUGAUCUACCCUCACUGCUUCUUGACAGUCGUAUCGUUUACAUUGGCAUGCCGCUUGUGCCUGCUGUUACCGAGCUGAUUGUCUCCGAGCUGCUCUACCUGCAGUAUGCAGAUCAAAAGAAGCCAUGCUACAUCUACAUCAACUCCACAGGUUGCACUCGUGCAGACGGUGAAGUUGUGGGUUUUGAAACUGAAGCUACGGCCAUCUAUGACACGAUGAAGUAUAUCGGGAAUGAGAUUUACACAGUGGGUACUGGUGUUGCUGUGGGUCAGGCGUGCGUGCUCCUUUCAGCAGGGGAUAAGGGGAAACGUUUUAUGACUCCACAUGCGACAGCGAUGUUGCAUCAACCACGUGUGCCGUCCACUGGAGAACGGCAAGCCACUGAACUAAACAUUAAAUGGCACGAAACACUGGCUCAGAAAAAAACUUUAUUGAACGUUCUCAGUAAGACGACUGGUCAUAGCGUUGAAAAAUUGGACAAGGAUAUGCGGCGGCCACUCUAUAUGACAGCUGCAGACGCGAUCCAGUAUGGUGUAGCGGAUAAGAUUGUGACACGGGACUCGAAAGCAAUCGCUGACGUUUUAAGCGCUUCUGCCUGGGACAGUGCCGCUGGGCUCGUUCAGAAGUCCAUUUAG
Molecule: messenger RNA, 894 nt
Organism: Ostreococcus tauri
Lineage: Eukaryota; Viridiplantae; Chlorophyta; Mamiellophyceae; Mamiellales; Bathycoccaceae
Product: Clp protease proteolytic subunit /Translocation-enhancing protein TepA
Exons: 4
Coding region: 1-894 (297 amino acids)
Biological process (GO): protein quality control for misfolded or incompletely synthesized proteins
Cellular component (GO): endopeptidase Clp complex
Molecular function (GO): ATPase binding; serine-type endopeptidase activity; ATP-dependent peptidase activity
Source: RefSeq, a predicted model, not a curated record